AUGCCACGCCGGGGUGUGGACCCAACGUACUCAAAUACUACAUUCGGCAUGUGGUAUCUCGGGUUUCUCGCACUCUGUUCUGUGCUCUCCUUCGGCCGAGCGCUGACGAUUAUCGAGUCGUGUGUUCGCUCGUCGCAAAAUAUGCACGACGAGCUGUUCCGACGCGUUUUGAAGGCUCCAGUGACGCAAUACUUUGACGUGACUCCAAUGGGUCAGAUCCUGAACCGCUUCUCGAACGACUUGGAUCAAAUGGAUACUAUGCUUCCCCAAGAGUACCAACUACUGCUCCAGAAUGUGUCUUUGGCCUUCGGAGCGCUCGCCGUCUCGGCAUUGGCUUCGUACUGGAUUGCCUUGACGUACAUCCCGAUCUUCGCUAUGUUUCUUUUCAUCGGACAGUACUUCAAGAAGACAUCGAGUGAGAUCAAGCGACUGGAAGGCGUCACCCGAACGCCCGUGUACAAUCUCUUUAGCGAGACUUUAUCCGUUGAACCGACGUGUAGUUGA
Phytophthora infestans T30-4 is the source of this 504-nucleotide messenger RNA. RefSeq names its product ATP-binding Cassette (ABC) Superfamily. Lineage: Eukaryota; Oomycota; Peronosporomycetes; Peronosporales; Peronosporaceae. Gene Ontology annotation, biological process: transmembrane transport. The coding region runs from base 1 to 504 and encodes 167 amino acids. The transcript has 2 exons. The record is from RefSeq and is a predicted model, not a curated record. Gene Ontology annotation, cellular component: membrane. Gene Ontology annotation, molecular function: ABC-type transporter activity; ATP binding.